UCCGUUGCCAACUGAACCUUCUGGUUCCCGCCAUCGGCGAGAGAAUUUGCUUGUGAUUGAAGUCAAAUUAGCGAUUGCUUCACAGAAUCACAGAACUUUAGAAUGGCGAGUGAAAAAAGCUUGAAAGGCGUGGAGAUUUCACAUGGCGGAUCUGUGUCAAGAGGGGUUGUUGCUGAAACACGGAAAAAUGCCGACAGCAAGGAACUGACAGAUCAAGACUCCACUGACCAAGAGCAUGAGCAAGAUGAGGAAAUUUUGGAAGAUUCAAAGUCGCGUGAGUUUGCUCAGAGUGCACUAGAGAAUGAAGAGUCAUCCGACAUGGAAUCUCAGCUUCGUGAUUUGAAGGAGUUAGGCAUCAAAGUUGAGGAGCUGGAAAAUGACCAUAAGCAGCUUCGACAGGUGCUCUUAGAACUUCAGGAAACAACAGCUAAACUCAGGGACAGAAUCAUAAAGAUUAUGGACUAUCAUGAGCAGCAUACGAUGAAUUCAGAAGAUUCAAGGUCCCUGGGCUCUGCUCAGAAUAAGUUGGAUAGUGAAAUGACAUUCAGCCUGGAUUCUCUGUUUGCUAUGAUAAGGCUGAAGGACUUGGAGGACGAGCAUGAGAAGCUUGGGGAGAAGUCUGAGAAUCUUAUGCAGGAGCUGAAACUGCUUCGAGAAACUACAGCUACGCUCGAGGAGGUCACAAAAGAGCAGUUGGACCAGUUAGGGGAUCAACAUGGGCUCCAGGCAAUUGCACACAUGAUUGAGAUGCGCACCGGUCACGAGGACGUUAAUGCCAAUCACAGGGAUCGAAAGGAACGAUGAGCAGAGUUGCAGAAAAACUAUCAGAAAGUGUCUAUAACGUAGUGAACAUUAACGCAUUCUCUCAGGAUGAACCACAGUUUAGAUUAUCCCACCAUGGUAGUGCUCGUUGAGUCAUAAGGAGACGUUUGGGGUUUAGAUAUGCAAGACGCCU
This is a messenger RNA of Tarenaya hassleriana, 955 nucleotides long. RefSeq lists its product as uncharacterized. The record is from RefSeq and is a predicted model, not a curated record. NCBI's taxonomy places the organism in Eukaryota, Viridiplantae, Streptophyta, Magnoliopsida, Brassicales, Cleomaceae. The transcript has 11 exons. The coding region runs from base 103 to 804 and encodes 233 amino acids.